CAUCCUGUGAGGAAAAAUAUGGCCGCAAGUGUGUUUUUCCUGAGAGUGGUGGCGGGCUACAGACACGGCCUUAUCUGGCCCAGAGGGGAGGAUGUGGUCAGCUCUGGGGGGCUUUUGUUGACGGGCUGACUGGCUGCUACUGCUGCUGCUGGCGUCGUUGCGGCACGGGGCCCAUUGUUACCGCCGGGCUGACGAACCCUCACUCCCCUUCGGGGAGGUAUAAGAACAGCAGACUGACAUACUUUUUAGUCGAUAUUCGGGCCAACUGGAUGAGCAGCGAUGAAUUCGUACCAGGAGGCUCAGUCUGAUUUGGAGGUGAUUUUAGAAUUCCUGGAGGAGUACCACAAACAAAAUAGGGAAAACAACGGUGUGCAGGAAGAUGCAACCAGUGUGGACAACGACACUUGGGAGCAAUGCUGGAGGCCUUGUGAGCCACCGAGCAUCCCAGUUGGCCCCGAGGCGGUGCCAUGCGAGCCCUCAGCCACCUCCGUGACCACGAGACAAUUAAGCAAACAACAGGCCUCGGUAGCAGGCAGCGGUAGGAAGCUUCGCCUUUUUCACUUCCUCUUCGAGAUGCUUGAGGACCCCACGAUGGCCCACUGCGUCUCCUGGGUGCCGUCGUCCUCGGGCGUCUUCCGCUUUUCCGCCCGCAACAAGGACCAGCUGGCGGCGCUGUGGGGCCAAAGGAAAGGCAACAAACGACCCAUGACGUACCAGAAGAUGUCGCGUGCCCUGCGGAACUACGCCCGCUCGGGCGAGAUUGUCAAGGUGAAAAAGAAGCUCACCUACCAGUUCAGCGAGCACACCCUGAUGCUGCUGCACAAGCGUCACCGUGAAGAUCUGUAG
Molecule: messenger RNA, 846 nt
Organism: Hippocampus zosterae (dwarf seahorse)
Lineage: Eukaryota; Metazoa; Chordata; Actinopteri; Syngnathiformes; Syngnathidae
Gene: spi2
Product: Spi-2 proto-oncogene
Exons: 5
Coding region: 280-846 (188 amino acids)
Biological process (GO): cell differentiation; regulation of transcription by RNA polymerase II
Cellular component (GO): nucleus
Molecular function (GO): DNA-binding transcription factor activity, RNA polymerase II-specific; sequence-specific DNA binding
Source: RefSeq, a predicted model, not a curated record